Entrophospora sp. SA101 is the source of this 411-nucleotide messenger RNA. NCBI's taxonomy places the organism in Eukaryota, Fungi, Glomeromycota, Glomeromycetes, Entrophosporales, Entrophosporaceae. The record is from the annotation of a GenBank genome assembly.
AUGGAUUCAUUAAUAUCAACUAAUUCAACCACUUCAAUUGUUGGAUCGAUUAAUUCACCAAUUCCACCACCUACCACCAUUACAACCGCUACUACCAUAACUUCUUCUAAACCUUUUAUUAGUGUUGAAAUUGAAGAUUCUACAUUCUCAUUUUUAGCACAUUAUUGUAGCCAAGAAUAUCAAAGGAUCUAUGGUAACAGUGAUGGCAACCUUAGAACUGAAAAUACAGAAUUUUCAAUUCUAUUGGAUUACUGCAAUCAAGAAUAUCAUAGAACAACCAUCACCAUCACCAACAUGAUUUGUCCAGAUUACUAUUAUUCUACCACACUAAAUCAAUAUGUUGAUGUGAACAAGUUAUCGAGACUAGUAAAAUAUGGCAAUGAAGAAUAUCUAAGAGAGUUUUCUAACUGA